UCCCGUUUGUUUUUUCCCUUGAGUUUCACCGCAGCACUGGUUGUUUUUUCCCUGUGUGGUGUUUUCUGUGUGCGUUCAUGCUUAUCAACCACACACACAUACACAUACACACACACAUACACAUUCAUCCAAAUCCAGCCACGUGCCCAUAACCUUGCCUUGCCAAUCUGAACCUGUAACUACAAAUCUGCAAUAAAGAUCAUUGGUGUACCAGCCCUCUCCCUGCCCACUCUUUGACCGGAGCCCCUCUCGCAAAUUCCUAUCAGAUCAACAUGGUUCUUCGAGCCGGAUGGGAUAGAGAUUUGCAGAGAACAUGGAGUCACAACAACUGCCUACAGACCCACCAGUGCAUCCUAGACCCCAGCGGGAGAGACGGCUACUCUCACACCUGGAUGACUUUGCAGUUGGAUAUCAUCCCACAGUUACAGAUCCAUCUACCCAGGCUUCACCAGUACCUACAGCUGAGGAUGGAGCAGCAGCCCCAGAGCUCACUGUGCUUAGACCACCUUCGCCACAACUGCCUGUGAGAAUACAGUCACGCCGAUGCUCAGUAGCUUCUCACCACAGUACAGCCAGAUCCCAAGCCAGUGCUCGUUCACUAUCCCAGAGAUCUCUUACCGAGACGCUGUCACAGCUGCAGAACACCAUGUUGGAGGAGAGGAUGAAGCGCAGGGAGUUAGCAGAAGCACAGAGGCAAGUCAUGGAGCAGACACUGGUGGAUGAGCAGUGCCUUAUACUAGACCAGCAAGCACGAGAGGCCUUGCAUGAGAAAGAAGAGCUUCUCAGAGAGCAAGAGCGGCAGAGACAUCGACUAGAGAAAGCGGAGAUUGCGUAUAAGACCAAAGAGGCUAUCACCACACAGCAAAUACUGCAACGCAGACUGAAGGAGAAAGAGAUGGAAGUAGAGAAAGCUGCUCUUAUCACUUCCUUCCUGAAAGAAGAGGAGACAAAGAGUCCACGCCACUCCAGGCCCCUCAGUGUAAGUGAGUACAACUUGAGGCUCCCAUCCACAGCUCAGCCAUUACCACCACGCUCACAGGGACCCCCUGAUAUGCUCCACUCUACUCCCGUCACCCAAGCUCCUCCAGUCAAUAUAUAUACAGUCAAGCCUCCUGUCUCUACUAGUCCCUCACCAAUCCUAGCUGCUGCUUCAUAAGACCAAGUCUCUGCCAUCACCAUCCCUCCCGUUGUUCCAGUUGCCAACCCUGGUCCACUACCACGUCAUAGCCACACGGUGGGUGCCCUCAUACAUCAUGCUGCACCACCAUCCCAAGUGCCGUAUACUGUUCCAUUCAACCAAGCACAGAUGAGCUGCAGCCACGACCAAGUUAAGCAUGUGCCUCCUCCUCCAUCCCAGCCAAUGCCACAGGCUGUGAACCCCAUCCGAGCUGGAGACCCAGAAGCCUUUGACAACUUUGCCCUGUCAGUACAGGCUUUAGUGGGCAUGCUUCGGUCUCUAGAGGGAGAAAAUGGUUAUGAGCUGAGAUGUGGAUCUCAUGUCGACAGGCUGCUCAGCAAGCUACCUGCUAACUACAGAGAUGGUUUCAUGGAGUACAGCAUUAGCCACAGCAUCCUCGCAACAGGCACUGAUAAAACUUACACUCUGCCUGAUUUUUCCACCUGGCUUCAGUUGAAGUCACAUGCUAAGCGAAUCUCCUCCCGAGCGGCUCUCAUGUUCCAGGAUCCGCCAAAGCCGGUGAAGAGCCAGAAGAAAGCUCAGAGUCAUCCCUUCAACGUGUAUUACGGCACAGAGGUUCAAGUCGGGGUGACUCCUCCAGCUCCACCCCACAGUAAUUCUCCCAAAGCCAGACCUACUGUCAAGCCUUACUGCCCAUACUGUGACAUCAGAGAGCAUUACCUCAGCCUGUGCCCCAAGUUCAAGUCACUCUCCACUGCAGAAGUUGCUGCUUGGAUUAAAGAUCGAGGCUGUUGGAGAUGUGGCAGGAACCACACACCUGAGACAUGCACUCUGAAGAAGCUAUGUAACACCUGCAAGCAGUUACACCUCACCAUUCUCCAUGAUGUGAGUCAACCUGAACCCAAGAAGGUGCUCAUGGUAGGAACAGCUCCAGAUAUCGUCUAUGUUGACCGCCCUAGUCGUCCACAAAGAGUCAUGGUCAAGCUGGUGAAGGUACGCCUCUACAACGCAGAGCAUUCCCUUGAAGGUUUUGCCAUCCUUGACAAUGGAUCUGAGAGAACCCUCAUCCUUCCCUCUGCAGUCAGACACCUCUACUUAACCACAGAGCCAGAGAGCCUUCCUCUAUGCACCGUUCGCCAGGAGGUGAUCCACCUUCAGGGAGCUGCUGUCUCCUUUGACAUCUCCCCAGCUCAUUCUCCCAAGUCAAGGUACACCAUCCAUCAUGCCUUCACUGCUGAUGAGCUGAGCCUGUCUGAACACACUUACCCUGUCAAGUCACUCCAACGCAAGUAUUCCCACCUGCAGAAACUUCCACUGCCAUUAGUUGACAAGGUUCAACCCAUACUCCUCAUUGGUUCUGAUCUCCCACAUCUUCUCGUUCCCAAGCAACCAGUUCGAGCAGGUCCUCCUGGGGGUCUCUUAGCCGUGUACACUGCUCUAGGGUGGGUGCCCCAGGGCCCAGCCAACCUGAGCCCUCAGCCUGCUGACAUCACACACUGCUACUUCACUAUGUCUCCCACCUCUGAACUGCAGCGACAUGUUGAACGUCUGUGGCAAGUAGACAUUCUGCCCUUUGCCAACACCAAUACUGCCACCCGCUCUAAAGAAGACCAGCAGGCCCUAGAACUGUUAGAGCAAAGAACUGUUAAAGUGGAAGUAGAUUGAGUG
Messenger RNA from Boleophthalmus pectinirostris (great blue-spotted mudskipper), 2806 nucleotides. RefSeq lists its product as uncharacterized. The record is from RefSeq and is a predicted model, not a curated record. Lineage: Eukaryota; Metazoa; Chordata; Actinopteri; Gobiiformes; Gobiidae. The transcript has 2 exons. The coding region runs from base 1307 to 2803 and encodes 498 amino acids.